AUGGGAUCCCUUGCUAAACCUCAUGCAGUGUGCAUACCCUUUCCAGCACAAGGCCACAUUAAUCCCAUGCUAAAACUAGCCAAGAUCCUCCAUUCCAAAGGAUUCCAUAUCACCUUCGUCAACACCGAAUUCAACCACCAACGCCUCCUCAAGUCACAGGGCUCAGCCACCCUCAGCCACCACCCUUCCUUCAAAUUUGAGACCAUUCCUGAUGGCCUUCCGCCACCGGAAAAUCUAGAUGCCACCCAAGACAUUCCCUCUUUAUGCAAGUCCACCUCUGAAACGUCUCUUGAACCUUUCAAGAAGCUUCUCUAUAAACUCAAUGAUACCCCGACCACACCUCCAGUGAGCUGUAUAGUUUCUGAUGGUGUAAUGAGCUUCACACUUGAUGCAGCCGAUGAAUUGGGAAUACCAGAUGUUUUGUUUUGGACGACUAGUGCUUGUGGCUUUUUGGCCUAUGUACACUAUAGCACUCUCAGAGAAAAGGGAUUCAUUCCACUAAAAGAUCCUGCCGACUUAACAAAUGGGUACUUGGAUACAGUCGUUGAGUGCAUACCUAGCAUGAAAGGCACACGACUGAAAGAUAUGCCAACUUUCCUUAGAACUACAGAUCCACACGAUAUCAUGGUCAACUUUGUUAUUCGAGAAACCACAAGAGCCAAACGAGCUUCGGCGAUCAUACUCAACACUUUCGAGGACCUAGAGCACGACGUGUUAAAGGAGCUCUCUUCGAUCUAUCCUCGUGUGUACUCAAUCGGGCCUUUACAUACCCUCGAAAACAAUUUAAAGCACAAGGAUUUGGAGUUAUUGGGUUCAAGUCUCUGGAAAGAAGAGGCCGAAUGUCUGGAAUGGCUGGACUCCAAAGAAUCUAAUUCGGUUGUUUACGUGAAUUUUGGAAGCAUAGCCGUGAUGACACCCCAGCAACUAGUUGAGUUUUCAUGGGGACUUGCCAACAGUAAUCAGACCUUUUUGUGGGUUAUCCGACCAGACCUUGUGUCCGGAGACUCCCCCAUGCUGCCACCGGAGUUCCUAGAUGCGACGAGUGGCAGGGGGUUGUUGGCAAGUUGGUGUCCUCAAGAAAAAGUUCUAAAUCACCCAUCAAUUGGAGGAUUUCUGACGCAUAGUGGAUGGAACUCUACCUUGGAGAGUAUAUCGAGUGGAGUUCCGAUGAUAUGCUGGCCAUUCUUUGCUGAACAACAGACAAAUUGCUGGUAUAGCUGUAAUCAAUGGGGCAUUGGGAUGGAGAUAGAUAGUGCUGUCGACAGAAGACAGGUUGAAAAGCUUGUGAAUUUUUUAAUGGAUGAAGAAAAAGGUAAAGAUAUGAAGAAAAUGGCUGAAGUUUGGAAGGUAAAGGCUGAAUCCAUGUCAUCUUUGUUGAACAUAGACAACUUGAUCAGGGAAGUGCUACUUCGAUCUUAGGGUUCGGGUGCCUGGAACAUGCAAUUGAUUUAUGUGUUUCAAAGUUGUACAACGCAGGCAUUGACGUCUUCACAUUCACGACGAUUGUAUUAUGUUACUUGAUUAACUACUUUGUAUUAGUAUUACUAUCAUCCUAUAUAGUUUCUCACAUAUUAAUAAA
Messenger RNA from Lactuca saligna, 1579 nucleotides. The record is from the annotation of a GenBank genome assembly. Lineage: Eukaryota; Viridiplantae; Streptophyta; Magnoliopsida; Asterales; Asteraceae.